Molecule: messenger RNA, 1104 nt
Organism: Drosophila virilis
Lineage: Eukaryota; Metazoa; Arthropoda; Insecta; Diptera; Drosophilidae
Source: RefSeq, a predicted model, not a curated record
UUGAGGCAAUGAAACCGAAAUAUUAUCUGGAUUCUUACGCAAUGCUUUUGCUCUCAGCGCUCUUUGUGGACGCCGUCUAUGUAUUCGAAUCUGUAUAUCCACAUAUUGCCCAAGCAUAACCAGCUCACAUUCCAGACCGCAGCCGUUUGCAAGAUGACAAAUGCCAUUUGCGAGUCCAGAAAUGAGUCGUGGGUAACCAUCGAGAAGUGCCGAUUGCGUGCAGUUAGCCGCACCAAGACCCCUCUAACCAUUGAGAUAAUGGUCCUUUACCCAGCCUAUGAAAUACACGUUAACGCCCAGCUGCUGAAGAAGGCGAACGGCUAUAAGCCCUGGUUGGUCAACUAUACGGCCGAUGCUUGUGCGUUUAUGCGCCGGGCCAAUCAUCCCUUUAUAAAAAUCAUCUAUGAUUUGAUCAAGGAGUAUUCGACAAUCAAUCAUACGUGCCCCUAUGUGGCCAGGCAGAUGCUUAAGGACUUCAUCGUUGAUCCAGCCAAAUUAAUGCUACCCUUGCCAAGUGGAGAAUAUCUGCUGCUACUCACCUGGAUGUUCAAUAAAAAGCCGCAGUUUGUGACGAAUGUUUACUUUACAUUUCGAGAUUAACUAUUGGCGGCACGAAAUUUCGGUAUGGCAGCCACGGUUAAGUUUACGAAUGCCGUCUGCGAGACGAAAAACAAAACAUGGGUCACCUUCGAUCGUUGCCGACUGCGUGCGAUAAAUCGCAAUAAAACUGUGCUGAAUGUGGACUUGAACUUUCUCCAUCCGGUGCACACGGCCGACCUCAAUUUUCGGAUGCAGAAAAAAGCGAAUGGCUAUAAGCCCUGGUUGGGCGAAUAUACGGUCGAUUUCUGUGCGCUUAUGCGCAAAUCCAAUCAUCCGGUUAUCAAAAUCCUAAUUGGCGUUUUUAAGGACUUUUCAACGCUCAACCAUACGUGUCCCUAUGUGGGCAAGCAGAUUCUCAGGGAUUUUUACUGGGAUCCCACAGACUUAACGGUGCCUUUACCAAGUGGUGAAUACGCCGUGCUGCUCACUUGGAUUUUCGAUAAGAAGCCACAGUUUGUAACGAAGGUUUACUUUACUUUCCAUCAGGAUAUAUUCAAGGACUAG